UCUCCAUCGCCAGACACCGCCAUCCCCUCGUGCGAGCCCGACGACGACGCCGCUCUCUCCUUUUCCGCCACGCCCAUAGCCUCCGGGCUUGAAGCGCCGCUGUACGUCCGUGCCGGCUCCGUCACUGCUUCCAGCGUGCCCCCGCGCCUUCAGACCCAGGCCCAAGCCUACAUCAACUCGUCUCUUGUCUCGGCCGACUACGCUUCGUCCAUUGCCUCGUCUCCCGGCGCGUCCUUCUACCACGAGCCUUCCGUCGAUAGCAGCGAUCGAGGGGGAGACGACGCGGGUUCCGUGCAGGCCUACGCCAGGAGCCAGUCACCUUUCCUCAUCUCUAAGAGGGCCAUUAUGAACGGAGAUGCUGAGCUGCCCCAACGUUCAUCCUCUCCACUAAAACGACGAGCAUCCAGCAUGGAUCCCGAAACCAUCCCAGACAAGAACGGCGAUGUUGCCAGCACCACUGGGGACGUGGAGAUGACAUCCUCAUCCAACCCCACGGCGGAGCUGCCCCGCGCUAUGAGUGUUGACAUUGUUGAAGUUGCGGAUCCCAAACCGCUGACCAACGGCACCGAUACCUCUGUUCGAUCUGCCCCUCCCCCACUCAUUGAGCAGGUCAAGAUAAUUGAAACGCUGCUCAAGGCUUCAGCAGAUAAUCUGCCAAAGGAGGGCGAUAAAGCCUAUCUCGUAUCGCGUACAUGGGUAGAUAAGGCACUAUCUUUACGUUCAGGCAAGGCGGACACAACCGAAGUGUCAUUGGGCCCAGUCGACAACUCAGACAUCAUCGAGCAAGUCAUUCAAGAGCCUGGCCGUGAAGAUUUUGUUCGCCUCAAGCCUGGCCUUGAUCAAGAAUAUUUUGAGCUCUUCCCCGAGGAUGCCUGGAAAAUGGUCAUGGACUGGUACGGUAUCGAAGAGGGACAAAAACCCAUUGUCCGAACGGCCAUUAACAUUGCUACCGACGCUCAGUCCCCGGCUGAAGUUGUCUUUGAGCUCCAUCCCCCUGUUUUCCGAGUGCAUCGCCUUUGGUCCGAGCUCAGCCCGCUGCCAAUUGAGCAGUCCCUCAAAGCCGACAACCCCCCUCCCCUCGCCUUGGCCAGAAGCCGCAAAUAUCACGCACAAACUUUUAUCAAGGAUAUAAAACGACUUGCUGGCGUUCCGACCGACCGCAAGAUUCGAUUGUUCGUGGUUAACACGGAACAGCUUGGAACGAACAUUGCUCAACCUCCGGCUGCACUAACAACGCCGCCCGACUCUCCUGAUCGCGAUCAAGCUGCAGAUGGGCCAACAAAUUCUUCCUGGUCACACCUGCUCCUUGACGUUCCUUCGUUCGCCAGCGUCCAGGAUGCCAGACAGAAAUCCACACUUGAGGAUCAGACUGUAAACCCCAACUAUAAUGGCUCCGCCUCUAUCCAGAUCUUUGAUCUAGUGACUGAUGAGACCCUUGUUGUUGAUGAAAUGGUCGACAAGAACCUCUGGGUGAGCACCUGCAACAGCCGGUCACUCGAGAAAGCAAUACCCACGAGGACCAAUAACACUUCAUUGUCCAAGUCUUUGAGCAACCGGAGCAGUCCCAGCUCUUCAGAUGGACCCGCCACUCGUGGCAGGAUGCAAAAAAAGAGAAAUGGCCGGAGCCUUGGCGCUGUGGGUUUGCAGAACCUGGGAAAUACUUGCUACAUGAAUUCUGCCUUGCAGUGCCUCCGCGCCAUUGAAGAAUUGUCGAAAUAUUUCAUGACAGGGACGUUCUCUGCCGAGCUCAAUAAGACCAAUCCCCUAGGCUACAACGGAAGAGUCGCUAUGGCCUACAAUGGACUACUGAGAGAUAUCUAUGAUGAGGGCAGAGGCUCUGUUGUCCCUAGAGAUUUUAAAAGCACUGUCGGCCGCGUUCGUUCCACCUUUGCUGGCUGGGGUCAACAAGACUCGCAGGAAUUUCUCGGCUUCCUUCUCGAUGCCCUCCAGGAGGACCUUAGUCGUAUCAAGAAUAAGCCAUACAUUGAGAAGCCAGAUUCUACGGAUGACAUGAUCAACAACCCAGCGGCAAUCAAGGAGAUGGCAGACAAAGUGUGGGAUAUUACCAGACAACGAGAUGAUUCCGUCAUUUUUGAUUUGUUUACGGGAAUGUACAAGUCGACCCUCAAGUGUCCCGUGUGUGGUAAAAUCAGCAUCACGUUCGACCCCUUCAACAACUUGACACUACCCCUGCCUGUUGAGAACAUGUGGGCCAAGACUGUUACAUUCUUCCCCCUUAAUGAUGUUCCCGUCAAGUUUGAGGUUGAACUGUCUAAGCAUAGCUCGAUCGAGACUCUGAAGUCAUUCUUAUCAAUUCGCACAGGUGUACCGGUGAAUCGUCUGAUGGGUGCUGAAGAAUUUAAGGAUAAGUUCUUCAAAAUCUACGAAAACAGCGGAGACGUAUCAGAAGAGAUUGGCAAUUCUGAUAUUGCGACAUUCCACGAGUUGGAGGCAGUGCCUACCAAUUGGCCUGCUAAAGGCUACCAGAAAAAGCCUCGCUCAAUGUUGGACCUCGACGACACCCCACCUGAACCCGCCGAUGAAUGGGAUGACCCCAGGUAUGAAAGAAUAGUAGUGCCGGUUCUCCAUCGACGAACACAAAGCACCAGCAAAGUGACUGAAGGCACUUCUCCUCCGCACUUCAUCGUCUUGACGAGGGAGGAAGCGUCAAACUAUGAUAUUAUCGUGCGCAAAGUAUUGGAAAGAGUGGCAACCUUUUCUACCUGGUCAAAGUUUCACCAGCAGCAAAAUUCCGAAAGUUCAGACGCUAAUGAGGCUGACAUGGUCAUCACUACUGCAUCUGAUGCCGACUCUUCUGCAGACUCUAAGAUUGUUGCAGCAUCCGUCGAGGGAGAAGAUGACCUGGUAGAUGUGACCAUGAAAGAUGCCCAGAGUAAUGUUAAUGUCAUGCCUCCGCCUGAGCUGCCUCUACCCAAUCAGCCACAGCUUCUUCGUCAAUUCAACACGCAGCGUCCCAAGUUUGUUCAACCCGGCGAAUUCCUCGACCCGGAGCUCCAGGGUCUCUUUGAGCUGAGCUAUUUUGCCGCCACGGCCGAUGGCCCUGUUCCGACCGGUUGGUCCAAUGUUGACAACAGCAGAACUCUUCCAAAGCUUGCGGAUCGUAUCCCAGAACCACCCGCUAAGGAGGACGAAGACCAGCCAAGCCCUGAGAGCUGGAACAGCACUGCGUCUGGCAACGAGGAAAGCAGCAACGAAGAUGAGAGCCCUCAACAAGAGUCUGUACAGACACGCAUGGCGGACGAGUCCAGUGAAGAUGAUUUGCCUCACGGCCAAUUGGCCCGCACCGGUGGUAACCGGCCUCCUCAGAAGCUCGCUGGUGGAAGGAAGAAGUUCAAGAACCAUAAAACGUAUGGCAAAAAGGGCAAUAAGCGUCGUGACAAGCAAAUGCGGGCUGGAAAGCACGCGCAGCGCUCACCAGUCGUCAACUCUGAGCCAACACCCCCAGCAGUUGCCGACGGCGGUCCAUUAAUUCGACUUCAAGAAGGCCUUGUAGUGGACUGGACUGAGGAGGGUUGGGAGACUGUUUUUGGCUACACUGGAAAGAAGCAGGAUGAGAGCCUGGGAGCCAAGACCUUUGUCGACCUGGAAACCGUAAACGACCCGGCCCUUAAGAUCAGCCAGAGGCGGCGCCAAACUCGUCGAUCUCGAGGCAUCACCCUGGAAGAGUGUCUGGACGAGUUUGAAAGAGCUGAAGUUUUGUCGGAGCAAGACAUGUGGUACUGCCCACGAUGCAAAGAACACCGAAGGGCCAGCAAGAAAUUCGAUCUCUGGAAGUCACCAGACUACUUGAUUUGCCACCUCAAGCGUUUCAGCAGCUCUGGAUGGCGACGAGACAAGUUGGACGUGCUAGUCGACUUCCCCAUUGAAGGGCUCGACCUCUCCUCGAGAGUCAUCCAAAAGGAAGACGGGAAAGAAGAGAUUUACGACCUGAUUGCAGUCGAUGACCACUACGGAGGGCUGGGCGGAGGUCACUACACCGCGUACGCGAAGAAUUUUGUCGAUGGGCGGUGGUAUAAUUACAAUGAUUCUUCCGUUUCAGCUGUUUCCGACCCUUCGUCGGUAGUGACUAGCGCAGCGUAUCUGCUUUUCUACCGCCGCCGGACCAGCGGUGGUAGCCACCUGGGAGGACCGCAAUAUGCUCAAAUUUUUGAAAAGUACAACACGGAUACGACCGCUGAGGACGAGGGCGAAUCCGCCGACGACGACAGCCUUGGUCGAGGCACGCCGUUGAAGGUCGGCGUUACUCACACCACAAUCAAGUCUCUUUCCGAUAGCCAGGAUGGAGCUCUGCCGCCAUAUGAAGAGGCAAUCCGUAGCAUUGAGGAUGAAGGUCUGGGUGCUCCAAGCAACUACCAAGCAGCGGGGCCAAAGUCUCUCGACAUGACACAGAGCUGGAGCUUUAGCGGGCUCGAUAACAGCGGAGCUGAGGGAUCUACAGCUGCCGAGUAUCCCAGCGAUGAUGCGCAAUUCGAAUCAUCUGGUGAUGAGCGGAGUGGCUCUAAAGGAGACUUGUUUGAAGCUGAUGCUCACAUGACAUCGGCUGGCUCUGCCAACGGAUUUGUGGACGGGGAAGCACCAUCGCCUGCGGACGCCCACGAUGAUGUUCUGACGGUGCCUACGGGACCUCCCAGCGGCGACGAUGAAGACGAGGUUGCCGAAAUCCACCUUGAGGGUGAUAACGCCUCCCGGACCGACUGA
Messenger RNA from Trichoderma virens Gv29-8, 4719 nucleotides. RefSeq lists its product as uncharacterized. The annotation marks the transcript as partial. The record is from RefSeq and is a predicted model, not a curated record. Gene Ontology annotation, biological process: protein deubiquitination. The transcript has 4 exons. Lineage: Eukaryota; Fungi; Ascomycota; Sordariomycetes; Hypocreales; Hypocreaceae. Gene Ontology annotation, molecular function: cysteine-type deubiquitinase activity.